This is a messenger RNA of Exophiala viscosa, 1976 nucleotides long. RefSeq lists its product as uncharacterized. The transcript has a single exon. Bases 6 to 1787 code for a protein of 593 amino acids. Lineage: Eukaryota; Fungi; Ascomycota; Eurotiomycetes; Chaetothyriales; Herpotrichiellaceae. The record is from RefSeq and is a predicted model, not a curated record.
CUGGGAUGUCAUCUAUGACCUCAAGCCUGUCGACUGGUUCCGCCUCAUCCACGGGUCUUGCCUCAUCCGUGAACUCCCCGAGCGUGCCUACCUCAACACAGACGAGCGCCAGUGGCCCUUCGAGCACGCCUGUCACCUCUUCCACCCCGACUAUUGCCGCUUUGGCUAUAGGACAAGACUUUCCUGCUGGAAUCGUUACAUCGCUCCCUUCCGGCAGCAAUCUCAUCCUCGCUCUGGCUAACCUCAACGCACAACGUAUGCGUGUCCUUCGACGCCAGGACUCAGAUUCAGCAGCCGCAACUGCAGCCGUUUCAGCGCCACCCAUAGCCGUCGUUGAUUUGUCUCCAACGAACACCUUGGACGCCAGUGCUUCAGCAGUACCAACAGGACAAAACUCUGUUUCUGAGGAUAAUUGUGACUCAGCGUCACCGCUCGGUUUGGUUAACGGGUCGCUUUUGACCGGUGGCUCCGCAGCCAUUGCCAAACCGCUAGGAGCUUCUUCAGCAGCACUCGCGCCUCUGGCAUUCAAUGCUUCUGUUGAUCAGGUCAAUACAGGCUUCUCCUUUGACGAUGGUAUUCUGCAAUGGAAUACAGAUGACGUUGGUGAAGCAAGCUUUUACUCUUGCGAUGGAGUGAUUUGGGCUGGUUUCCCAGAUCCGCCAACGGAUGCUGGAACCUGUGAGCCGGUCGUGGUUGGUGCGAUAGGAGCUCAAGCUUGCGCAGCUAGAAUCGAGGCCGACGGUGGAACUGUGAACCCCGACCUGACAGCGCCAGUUGCAGAUGACGGUGACUCGAGCAGUACAACCUCUACUGUCUAUACUACGACCUCGGUGACAAUUACAAGCGCGCUAUACACAACGCUUUCGACGACAAGCUCUCUCGUCCAAAUCUUUUCGAUAUCGGACUCCAUUGUUACAGUACCCCCAACACCAGAGCCCGCCACGACACCGGUCACAACGACAAGUUCUCUUGACACGUCGCUUUCGACCUCUGCCUCCCCGAGCACCAGUCAAACUCCAUCUAGCGGCAUGAUAACCACAUCUUUCACCAGUAUCUCCGUCACCAGUUCCGGCUACACUGGGAGCAAUACCACCACGAUGACCAGUACGUCUCCGAUGCAAGCUUCAAUUACAACAAUGACCACCACUUCGACUGCGCCGUUGGUGUGUAACCAGGACGACUGCUUGCGAAAUGUCUACGACACAAGGUACUACAGUAUGGCGAUGACUUUUUGUCCCACAUUCACGAUGCCUUCGGCGAACCAGACACUCCCAACAUGGCUGGGCAAUUGUGGAAAUGAUACGGAAGCCACCUCAGCGUGCGAUUGCCUUUUAGCUUCGCCUACUUUGAGCAGCAAUGGGACGACUUCGACGACCUCCGCGUACUUUACGACGACGUCAAAUCCAACAUCGCUGACGACUGCAACUUCCUCAAACAAUGGUUCGACUACAUCGACAUCAAUGAGUGCCACAGCUCCUUUCGCUAUGUCUAACAGCUCGAGUACAACUGGAGGCCCAACAGCCGGCGGCACAAGCUUCACUACAUCUUCUAGUUCGACCAGUUCAUACAAUACUUCCUCAACAUCAACAACUGCAAACAGUACCUCGUCUAGCUCGUCGACCUUGGCCAGCACCGGCACCGGCAGCGGCAGCAUGGCGACCGGCACGGGUUCGAGCGGCAUGAAACGCGAUACUUCGAACAGGUUCUACAACACAGACCUUGAAGCACUGUUGAAACGACGAGCACGGUUGCAGCCAGAGAUGGGCGAGGAUGACAUCGAGAGAUGAGAUGGGACAAUGGCGUCGAUCUAGAAUGAGAGCUUGAGAACGAGAACGGUGUGCAAGCUUUUCAUUGGAUGUUGGACGGAUGGGAAGGGAGUUCUGCGUUGUCAGUAAGGAGUCAGAAUGUUGUUAGUACUUUCUUUUGCUUUUGCUUUUGAGUUUAAGACGGUUGGCAAGGAGAGUUUCUGCUUGACA